Molecule: messenger RNA, 7430 nt
Organism: Hippocampus comes (tiger tail seahorse)
Lineage: Eukaryota; Metazoa; Chordata; Actinopteri; Syngnathiformes; Syngnathidae
Product: SH3 and multiple ankyrin repeat domains protein 3-like
Exons: 29
Coding region: 31-7137 (2368 amino acids)
Cellular component (GO): dendritic spine; postsynaptic membrane; postsynaptic density
Molecular function (GO): synaptic receptor adaptor activity; ionotropic glutamate receptor binding
Source: RefSeq, a predicted model, not a curated record
CUGGUGAGUUCACAGGUGUGUGAUGCUAAGAUGUUCCAGGAGAGGGAUCGGCACAUGAAGGAAACCAAGGCAGUAGAAGGCAAUGUUUGCGGAUGCGACCUGAACUACAACACAGGCAAAGUAAAAGCAUGUUUCAAAGGAAUGACCCCCGUCUCUCGGGAUAGCCGUGUUUUAUCUUCACGACAGCUAUGUCACUCAGCCUUCUCCGCAGUGACCCCUGCGCCACCAACCAUGCUGGGAAAUAACGAGCGCUUUUAUCCCGGUCAGGAUGACAAAGACGGGGAGGAUGAGGAGGAGGAUGAGGAGCAGGGCAGAGAAACCCGCAAAAGGGAAAGUGGACGCCACAUCGAGAACGGAGAGUUAGACGGUCCGGGUGAGAAGGAGAUGACGGGAGGAAGACAAUCCUGGGAAGGCAAAGUCGGCGACGUGGCCAAACCGGCAGCCAUUGUUGUCGGUAGGCAGACAGCAGACCGGCCCGGCAGGUCAGGCAACCUGGGAAACCGGGGGAUCACUUAUACGUCCAAUCAAGCCACCCUCCAUCACCAAACAGCCAAUAAGACGCAGCAUCGCGGCACGGGGGCCAAUCAGCAUCGCGCAGGCUUGAAUGCGGCUCACAAGAGAAGAGUUCUGAUGGAGCGCAGCAUGACCACCAUGGCGCCGACGGAGGAUACCUUCCUGACCAUGAUGGUGUUCCGCAUCGGGAUUCCGGACAUCAAGCAAACAAGGUGUGUCCAGUUUGACCAGGACUGCACGGUGUGGAACGCAAAGCAGCAGAUCAUCGGCUCCCUCACCGAGACCUUGUGGGACGUCUACAACUAUGGCCUCUUCCAGCCGGCGGGGGAAGGCCGGGAUGCCAAAUUCUUGGAGGAGGAGAGGACCUUGCAGGAAUACUCGCAGUCCUUUGAGAAAGGGGUGCCUUACCUGGAGUUUCGAUACAAAACCAGAGUGUAUAAGCAGACAAAUCUGGACGAAAAGGCGCUUUCCAAGCUUUGCGCAAAGGCCAGUCUGAAGAAGUUCAUGGAUUACGUUCAGACUGGAGCACUAGAGAAAAUGCUUAAAGUCCUCGAGAAGGGUCUCGAUCCAAAUUUUCACGACCCAGACAGCGGAGAGACCCCCCUGACUGUGGCGGCGCAGUCGGGUCUGGCGGUGGAGGGCAUCAGGGCUCUGGUUCAGGGUGGAGCUCAUUUGGACUUUAGAAGCAGAGAUGGCCUGACUGCGAUGCACAAAGCAGUCAGGGUCCACAACCAUACCGGGCUGCUGGCCCUCUUGUCGUUGGGAAGCUCACCUAACUACAAAGACCGCUGUGGGCUGACCCCGCUGUACCACACCGUCCUGACAGGGGGCGACACCUCCUGCUGCGAGACUCUGCUUUAUUACCGGGCCAAGUUGGGGACCAGAGAUGAGAACGGUUGGGAGGAGUCCCAUCAGCACAGGGAUGAAGAGGAGUUUGGAAUGGAAGAAACACAUAAGGCUUGCCAGAACGGUUUUGCCCAACACUUGGAGCAUCUGCUGUUUUAUGGGGCUGAUGCCUCCUCUCAGAAUGCCUCAGGGAAUACCGCACUUCACAUUUCUGCCCUGUACAACAAAGAAAGCUGUGUCCGGGUUCUUUUGUACAGGGGAGCAAAUAGGGAGGCAAAGAACAAACAUGGUCAGACCCCUUUUCAGCUGGCUGUCAUGUCUGGUCACUUUGAACUCGGGGAAAUCAUCAAAAACCACAAAGAUUCAGACAUCGUUCCCUUUUUGGAGUCACCAAAAUAUGUCCCCAAGCGAAAAGAAAGUGCCCAUACGUUGCCUCUCCCCUCACUCCAGCCCCACCCCUUACUGCGAGCUAACAGCGACAACACCAUGACGCAUUCUGAUCCUGUGGUUAUUCCCAACAAGGCCGCAACCGCUCCCAACCCAUCUCAGGGCCACCGCAGGGCUUCCAUCGGCUUGCGAAGUACGAGCAGCCCCAGAAAUCGCACUCGUUCGCCAUCACGAGGAAGAGGAGGCCAGAGUGACACCGAGGAGAGGCACCGGCAGCCGCGAGGCAGGCAGGGAGUGACCCCUGUAGCCGGCGGAGGAGGUCAAAUGAAGCGACUGUAUAGCGCAGUACCAGGGCGAAUCUACGUAGCUACUCGGGCGCACUCUGCGAGUGGAGAGAGACAGCUGUCGCUCAAAAAAGGGGACAAAGUUAAAGUGCUAAGUGUCGGCGAGGGGGGAUACUGGGAAGGAACGGCCAAGGGCCGCACUGGGUGGUUCCCCUCAGACUGUGUGGAGGAAGUGGCACCUGUCAACAAGGACAAUCGACCAGAGACGCGGAGCGGGAAAGCCAAGAGGAAGCUUUUCCGUAACGUGACGGUCGGCGCCUACGACGGCACCGACGGGCCCAGUGACUACAUCAUUAAGGAGAAGACAGCUGUCCUACAGAAGAAAGACAAUGAGGGAUUUGGUUUCGUCCUUAGGGGAGCCAAAGCUCAGACUCCUAUAGAGGAAUUCACUCCGACGCCAGCGUUCCCAGCGCUGCAGUACCUGGAAUCCGUCGAUGAGGGGGGCGUGGCGUGGAGGGCCGGCCUUAGGAUGGGGGAUUUCCUCAUCGAGGUGAAUGGCCAGAAUGUGGUGAAGGUAGGACACCGGCAGGUUGUCAACAUGAUCCGACAGGGUGGCAACAUUCUAAUGGUGAAAGUUGUCAUGGUUGCUAGAAACCCCGAGCUGGAGGACACUGCUCGAAAGAAAGCCCCGCAGCAGACGAAAAGGCUGACCCCUCCCGCCAUUGCCCUGCGCUCCAAGUCAAUGACAUCAGAGCUGGAAGACAUGGUGGAGAAAGCUGCCUCUCCAUGGAAAAAGAAAGCAGACUACGAUUCCUCUCAGGGUCCUGAUAAGAAGAGGACAGUCUAUCAGAUGGCACUGAAUAAACUGGAUGAAAUCUUGGCUGCUGCCCAGCACACGAUUACAUCAGACAACCAAGGCCAGAGAGGUCACGGAGGCAAGAGGGACCGGAGCAAGAGUAUCGUUCCCAAUGUUUCCAAUGAGCCAACGUUCGAGCUGCAGUCCACAGCAAAUCCCAGACCAGGUUUUACUUACAACCAUGCCCACUUUCAACCAGCGCAGCAUGCAGUCAUGAUGCGUCAGAAAUCCAUUGGUAUAACUGAAGAGGAGAGGCAGUACCUUCAUCCACCGGCGAUGAAGUUGGCUCGUAGCUUGUCAGUGCCAGGACCGGAAGAAAUCCCCCCACCCCCGAAUACUUCGGCACCUGAGCCACCAUUAUCUGCCGGCCCUCAUCCUGGGAGGGGUCCUGCCAUGCCCAUCCCUCCUGUCUCUGAAGCCCACUUCCAGCUGCAGUCCCAACCAGGCCAUCCUAAUCAGUCAGGCUGGGAAAGAGGAGGCGGGCCGAACCAGCAGGUUAUGGUCACCACGCUCCGCAGACAAUCAGAAGGGCUGUGCGCCAGGGAGCAAGAGGCACCCAGGCGAGGUGGCGGCAAGAUGGGGGGCUUGAGAAGAGGCUACAGUAGCGCUACACCACCAACAAGCGCCAAACCUAAAACCCUACAAAAUGUGCCACAUCAUUCACACGGAGCCGCUAAGGAGCAAAGCGGCGGGACCGGCAGGGGUGCGGCACGGAGGGGAGGUCGGGGCGCUCUGACUAAACAGUCGAAAGUUGAGGAGGGACAGCGACAGCACCGUGGGAAAGGCGGCGCAGCCAAAGAGAAGACGUCCAUCCCCAUCCCAACCAUCAUUAUCAAAGCGCCCUCCACCAGCAGCAGCGGUCGAAGCAGCCAGGGUAGCAGCAUGGAAGCCGAAGUCUCGCAGGAUGCAGAGGACCGCACCUCCCCUCAACCAUCUCUGGACAGCCCCAAUUCCACUCUCCCGUCACCUCUCACCUCUACGCCACCUCAGCCGCCGACGUUCACCUCCUUGCCUCAAUCAACCGUCGCUCCUCCCCUUUCUUUGAAGCAAAACCUGGAGAACGUAGACUACUCGUCAGCGUCUGGUACGACUUUUGGAGGCGGAGGCGCACGCAGGGAGAGGGAACGUUUCCGUGACAUGAGAAGAAAAAGUGCUUCUUUCUUCCUCUCAUCUGAGGAGGACAUGCAGGGGGAGGUGGGAGGCGGUGUUGGCGAAGGCGGGGAACCACUAAAUGCAAGGAUUCAGCCAUUACAGAGCUCACACAUGGAAGUACCAACUCCUCGACUGCGGCCCUCCAAGUCCAUUGAUGAGGGCAUGUUUUCUGGGGACAAUUAUGUCCACUACUCCAGCAGCAUGCCUCCAGCCUUUGGCCUGCCUGAGUAUUCUUCUCCCGUCCUCAAUCAGGACGGACAACCCAAGUCAGCGCCGUCCACGUAUGGCUCCCAGCCAGCCACCACUUUCAUCCACCCACUCACCGGCAAGGUUCUGGAUCCCUCAUCGCCACUCGGACUCGCACUCGCCGCGAGGGAAAGGGCCCUCAAGGAUGACCGCAGGACUCGCCGAGAGGAGAGACACUUUGGUCGACAGCUGUCCACAGUGGGAGCGUUUACCACCCCCACUCAGACUCCAACACCCUCCCUUUUCGCAACCCCGACGCAAUCGACUUACACGUCCCCUGUUUCCCUUCACUUGACCUCCCCCACCAAUACCGCCAGCACCUCGCCUGCUUCCCAAAGUCGGCCUCAGUCACCCAGGAUCUUACGCGUGGGGGGAGGAGGAGAGAAGAUGGAGCGAGAAAAGGACCCGGGGCAUCGAGAAGGCCUGAGAGUUCGCUUCUCAGAGGACAGAAACAGCCAAUAUUCCAGCCAGUAUUACUCCCCAAACAGCAGGGAGAGAGAAAAAGAGGCUCCUGAUAGCAGACCCGUUCCACCCGUGCAGCCUCCGCCACCCCCGUCUCAGCCCGCCCCGCGCAGGCCAUCCUUCCUGCAGAUGGAAAACAGUCCGAACACCAACUACAUCCCUCAGUACUCGGUCCCGACAGCGCCCGAUGCGAUGGCAGAGACCAAAGGGGAAAAUCUGGGAAUGAUGCAUCUGCCUCCCCCGGCUCCCUCAAUAGAUGUGGAUGAGGAGUUUGUCUUUGCAGACCCUUUGCCACCUCCGUUACAGUUUGCCAAUGGCAAGAAUGGAAGAGUGAAGGACUACUACCCGAACGCGAGUCAACGAGCCGCCGCUCCGCCGCCGCCUCCUCUCCCGCCUCCCAAGACCCCGAGCGUUCCUCAAAGCUCUUCGCAGGGCGGGGACUCCGCCACCUCCAGCCUUACCUCCUACGACAGUGAGGUGGCCACCCUGACGCAGUCCGCUCUCUCGCCGUCUUUACCUUCCCCAGCUCUGCCUGCCACGAACCUACACAGACCCCACCCCAUGUCCCUUUCUCACUCGUAUUACAGUGGCUCCAACGAGCCGUCGGCGGGGCGUGACGCCACAGCUCACGACAGAGGCACAGCCGCCCUCACCACGACCAUGACGUACGCCACCACGACCAUGACGGCCAGCGCGGCCGCCACGACCUCGACAGUCUCCGACUACGGCAUGACUGUGGGAGGAACCACGGCCGGCUUCGGCCCGGGGGCCAGAGCUGCGAACCAUAUUCAUCACCAUGCUCAUGUCCCCAAGGGUGGAGAAUGGCAGGAUGCAGUGGUGGAUUCUGGGAUUGAAGAGCUGGACAGUCACAGCAGCAGUGACCACCAUAUCGAAAUGUUGGGAUUGACUGGGCUCAGAGGAGACAGGAGUGGCUUCGGAGGAGAUGUAGCAGGCGGCGAGGGUCGAAAAGGGGCCGUGCUGCAGGACCCUUCUCCAGCCUACCCCGGCGGACAAAUGUUUGAGGUACAGAAUACCAAAUUGGCGAACCCUCCGUUUGCAAAGACGACUCAUUAUAAGGAGGGAACCGGGAAGGUCCUGCCUGUUGCACUACGCAGGCAAAACAGCACCAACCCCGCUCCUCUACAACUGCAGAGACAAAACAUCCCAGGCAAUAUCAGACUAGAUGGGGCCCUACCUGACGAAAGAAAACUUUUGCAGUCUCGGCCCAAAAUGGAGGAUGACUUUAGCGCAACAUUGGCGGCCUGCUUGGACAGGCCUAUUGACGCUCGGUCGGCAGGCUGGGGCGAGGUUGGGGAACACGAGCAGCUCCAGAGAUCCGGCGUGGCGUUGGACGCGCGCAGGCUCCAUUCACCUCUCUCGGGGGUCAAGGCCAGCAUCAUCAAUGAGCUGAGCUCCAAACUUCACCAAAUGAGUAGCAUGAGGAGCAUGGACGACUGGAGCCAAACCCCCAAAUCUCCCACCAUGCACAGGUAUUCAGCAGAUUUCAGCGACGCGUUUCACAGCCCGCCUACCGGCCGCUCCACCUCCCCCUUGCCCACUUGCUCACCUCAACACCAUGCGGUACUCCCGCCCAAUCUGUCAGCCACCCCCUCCGUCUCCCCUUCCCCGCAGGUAACGGGGCAACGCACCUGGACCCGUUCCCCUUCUCCGCAGAUGCCCACCUCCCCGGUUCACUCGCACUCUCCCCAUUCGCCGACCUUCUGCCCGUACCCGACGUCGCCCAAGCAUCGGUCCAAAAUGCGGCGGCAGACUUUCGAUUUCCAGUGCAGUCCCACGAAGGAGAUGCGAUCUGCCGUUUCUCGACGCCGCGCCCCCAGUCCUCUGAUCUAUAACGCCGAACAGCCCAACUCCGCCCCUCCUCGGCCGUCCUCCCUGCCCAUCCUUCCCAGUACUCCCGUCUACAGCAACCCCUUUGAAUUCCCAGGCCCCCUCACCCCUCCUUCUCCCGGCCUCCCUCUCGGCGACACCUACGCGGCCGCAACGCCGCCGCUUUUCUCCCCAUCAGGCGCGCCGAGUCCGAACCCAUUGCUGGUCUCCCACUCUCUCUCCCCCACGCAUUACCUCUCCGGAGCCUCCUCCCCGUUGCACUUGCCCCCGAGCCCGUCCUGCCUCAACUUCCCCCACCUCACCCCGCCCCCGCCGACCAAACCCUUCGCUCUCAAACCUCUGCCCUACUGGACCAAGUACGACGUGGCCGACUGGUUGGCUUACCUGAACCUGGGCGAACACAUAGAGCGGUUUAUUGAUAACGAGAUCGACGGAUCUCAUUUGCCUUCGCUUACCAAGGAUGAUUUCUUGGACUUGGGCGUGACACGCGUGGGCCAUCGAAUGAACAUCGAGAGGGCGCUGAAGAAACUCGCUGACAGGUGAGGGAGGACUGAAACGCAGCAGGGUCAUAGAUCACAAAGGAAGGUGAGCGUCCUUCCGGAAAAAGCCGCGUCCUCAUUUUUCUUGAUCAAACGCAUCCGGUUUGUCAUUUGAAGUGAUCGUUCCUCAACCCAUGCAAGAUGACUUGAGUUUCCCUUUGCCAUUGAUUUGCCCUCCUUCUCUCCCCAGGCCUUUGCAUGUCGCUACUUCCCCCAGGGACACAGACUGAGAGUGGUGGGGUGAUUGUGAGGUGACGAAAAAAAAUGUGUGAGAAGCGCAUGACUUGGCAAGGGAAC